This is a messenger RNA of Piliocolobus tephrosceles (Ugandan red Colobus), 595 nucleotides long. RefSeq names its product dehydrogenase/reductase SDR family member 4. NCBI's taxonomy places the organism in Eukaryota, Metazoa, Chordata, Mammalia, Primates, Cercopithecidae. The transcript is spliced from 5 exons. The annotation marks the transcript as partial. Gene Ontology annotation, cellular component: peroxisome. Gene Ontology annotation, biological process: retinal metabolic process. Gene Ontology annotation, molecular function: carbonyl reductase (NADPH) activity. The record is from RefSeq and is a predicted model, not a curated record.
GAACCCACUCUCACUCCUCAUUGCCAUGCCUCCUCCAGUGCUCUUCACUCAUGCUAUUUCCCCUUCUUCUCUUGGCUUCAGACUCUGGACAUUAAUGUGAAGGCCCCAGCCCUGAUGACAAAGGCAGUGGUGCCAGAAAUGGAGAAACGAGGAGGCGGCUCAGUGAUGAUCGUGGCCUCCAUAGCAGCCUUCAGUCCAUCUCCUGGCCUCAGUCCUUACAAUGUCAGUAAAACAGCUUUGCUGGGCCUCACCAAGAACCUGGCCGUAGAGCUGGCCCCAAGGAACAUUAGGGUGAACUGCCUAGCACCUGGACUUAUCAAGACCAGCUUCAGCAGGAUGCUCUGGAUGGACAAGGAAAAAGAGGAAAGAAUGAAAGAAACCCUGCAGAUAAGAAGGUUAGGUGAGCCAGAGGAUUGUGCUGGCAUCGUGUCUUUCCUGUGCUCUGAAGAUGCCAGCUACAUCACUGGGGAGACAGUGGUGGUGGGUGGAGGAACCCCGUCCCGCCUCUGAGGACCCGGAGACAGCCCACGGGGCAGUGUUGGGAUCUAGCUCCUGGUGCUGUUCCUGCAUUCAUCCACUGGCCUUUCCCACCUCU